AUCAUAUUACCUGCUGUCACAUUUGAGCUGGGUUUCUUUGUGAUGGAUUCAACACCCCCAUAAAGAGUCACAGAUUUAAUACCAAAAGAUCCAAAAUGACUGAUUUCUAAAAGGGAAAACGGGAGUAGGUGUGGCUGAGGUGUGAGCUGUCUGGGUGACCGGUCACUGUGAUGACGCACACGCAGGGAGGGAGAGCAGGAGAGAGAGAGGUGCUCCGCUCUCAGCAUCACGUCUCCUCAGUGAGCCUCCUGCUCUGUGACGGAGGAGCAGCUCCCCGUCUCCUCUCCGACGCCGGAAGCUCUCAGUUGUGACGCUGAUGGAAGAUUUAAAUUCUGGGUCCGGAGCUCCUCACUGAGGACACGCGCGUAAUUUUCUGUGCGUCCUCGCAGCGCCAUGCCGCUCUUCCUCGUCUGACCUCCUCGCUCUCCUUCUUGGAUGAACUUUCUCGCUGCCUGCGGGGACGCGGCCGCUCGCUCCGAGAUCAUGAAGACGACGCGGAAAUGCCGCGCGCUGCUGUCGGUGGGUCUGAACCUGGUGGCCCUGUUCUUCUCCACCACCGCCUUCAUCACCACGUACUGGUGCGAGGGCACCCAGCGCGUCCCCAAGCCCAACUGCAGCAAGCAGCGGCACCACAACUGCAUCGACUACGGCGUGAACGAGACGGACCAGAACAAAGUGCACUACAGCUGGGAGACCGGGGACGACCGCUUCCUCUUCCGCCGCUUCCAUACGGGCAUCUGGUACUCCUGCGAGGAGAACAUCCACGAGUCAGGUGAGAAGUGUCGGAGCUUCAUUGAUUUGGCCCCGGCAUCGGAGAGAGGCGUGCUGUGGUUGUCCGUGGUGUCCGAGGUGCUCUACAUCCUGCUGCUGGUGGUCGGCUUCAGCCUCAUGUGUCUCGAGCUUUUCCACUCCAGCAACGUCAUCGACGGACUCAAACUCAACGCCUUCGCCGCCGUUUUCACCGUGCUGUCCGGUCUUCUGGGUAUGGUGGCCCACAUGAUGUACACCCAGGUGUUCCAGAUCACAGUCAGUCUGGGUCCUGAAGACUGGAGGCCUCACAGCUGGGACUAUGGAUGGUCCUUCUGCAUGGCGUGGGGAUCCUUCACCUGCUGCAUGGCCGCCUCUGUCACCACCCUCAACUCCUACACCAAGACUGUGAUCGAGUUCAGACACAAGCGGAAGCUCUUCGAGCAGGGCCUGCGUGAGGAGCAGAACUACCUGGACCAGGAAGCUUUCCACUACUUCCGGGACCGUUCACUCCAGUCCAUCUCCAGCACCGUGGAGGUCUACCCCGGCCACAGCGGCACCAGAGCCGGGCUUGUUGUCGGGGGGCCCGGCGCGGGCCCCGGUCCAGGUCCCGGACCGGGACGCGGGAAGAUGAGAGCGGGGUCUGCCUCAAUAGACUUGGGGGAGAACACGGACUCACUGGGGGAGGAGCAGUGCUGAGUCACACAUUGGAAUGAGGGGAUUGACUGGGUUGGGGGCGUGGCUACACGAUGAGGUGAACUGCACCUUCACAUGUGGACCCGGCCGCUAGUUUGUCCACUGUAACUGAAAGCAGAGGCAGAACUUAUUUUCUGUUUUAAGAGGACAACUAAAAGGCAGAUUAAACAUGGAUUACAAAAAGAAAAUACAAAUGUUCUCGCUGUGUGUGAAGUGAAAGUCAGUGUAAAGUGUGAGAAAUAGACUGUGGGUGAAAGUAGGCGUUCUCCUGCUUAUUUUGAGGUGCUGUGUGUAGUAUUUUAACAUCAAUACAUCGUCACAGUUUUGAAAAAUGGUGAAAGCCUUUGCUGAAUAGCGACCCUUGUAGCAAGAAGCGGAAAUUACGGUGGCCCUGAAGUCCAAAACACAGAAGUAUUUCAGAAAAUACAAGAAUGUUUUCAUUAAGGUUUCUUCUUUGUUACCAGCAAACACCCUUGAACAUCCUUCUUGGACUUUCUGGCAAACACAAUUAUGUGUCCGCCAACUGUUUAAUAUUAUCCAUGUAAAAUAAAAAAAUAUAUUUUUAUUUAUUUAUUUAUUAAAUAAAAGAUUCUUGGGAGGAAUUAAAGAAUUACAUUAAAAUUAUAAUAAUUAAAAAAACAUUAUGAAUAAUUUAUUAAUCAUUUAUAUCAAAUUAAUUAAGAAUCAAAUGUAAUUGUGUUUAAAACUAGAUUUCUGAUUACGCCGCAUCCCUCCUGAAGGAGAUGGUAAAACAUGACUGUUCGUGGAACUUUUUUUUUUAAAAAUCCAAGAAAAAUGAAUAUUAUCAAACUGUUGCUAUGAAAUGUAUGAACAGCUGCAUACCCUGUUAUUGGACUAUACACAGUAUAAACGUUAUUUGUGGUGUCUUCAGCAGUAACGAUAAUUUAUUCACAGUUAAUUUUUGUGUGUGUAUGUGUGUGUUUUGCACCUCAGGGCCACCGUAGAGGAACAGCAAUAUCUAAUUUAGCUAACAUUAGCCACAUAUGCUACUUGUCAUAUCAGACCGAGUUGUACUGCUGACGUGCUCGAGCAUGUUUGUCCCCCGAGUCCACUUCGAUGGAGUGCGAUCACUUUGCAGUUGGGAUGGUCGUGAUUUUUAAAUAUUCAAAUAGUCAUUAAAAUAUUUAAAAAACGCAAAUAUGUUACACAACUUUCUUGUCUUAAAAUUGUUUUCAACAGACACAACUGAUGCAGUUUUAGAAUAAUUACUACUCAUUAUUUGUUACAUUUUUUAAAAAAUGUAACAAAUAUGUUACUUAAUUACUGAUUUCUUAUCACUUUCUUUGUUGUGGGUGCUGGGCUGUGAACACACUUUACACCACAGGCAGUAUAAAGAUGAACGUAGUUACUGUGACACCACCUGUUGGUUUUUGAAGACAGAGAGGAGGUAUUCCUAAUACAGAAGCCCCGCCCACCUGUUGUUCAAAUCUUCUUUUUUUGGUUUAAAAGUUUGUUUCAGAUCUAUGAUGGGCGGGGCUGAGUCAUGCAAAGCUGCUGUAGUAGGGUCCAAUGAGCAGAAACAGCCACGCUAAAUAUGCAAAACAAUAUUUUGAGUUCACUCCUUCCUGUGUUAACAGAUGAUAAAUCAUUAAACUACAUCAUCCCAGCCACAUUUAUUUGGCGCAGUAGUGAACAAGCCUGCAGUAGACAUGCUAUUAGAUUAACACACUGGCUUUGUAGCUCAUGUGAACUCUCGAUUUUCCAGGUCAAAUCAGUCCCUGGAGAAUCUCCCGGGAAAGCAAGACUGCCAACCGAUCAAGCAUGCUCCAAGCCAUGCUUCUUUGUGAGCCUCGGUAUCUCUUAUCUGAUGUAGUCUGCAGAAAGAUGAGGCAAAGUUUAGCGAGAGAGAAACACAGAAACUGUGGGAAAUCAAGAAAAGCUGGCCUCAGGACAGGAAGCAACAGAGAUUAUGAUUAUUUUUGGCCUGAGUCAGAUUAAAAUGAAAUACCACACGUUGCACUUUUACAGGUCGUGUUCAGGCCACAUCCUGUUGCUGACGCUGAAUGUGGAGCUGGUGUUUAAACUAAAAUCUUGAGCGCUGAGGGUUCAGUCCAGUCUUCUUUCAUUUCUUUGCCUCCAUCAACCACCAGCUUCCAGGACUGACAAAAGAAGCCACUGAAGAAGACCUGCAGUUUCUUGAGUCAGUGUUUGCAGAUACAUGUGUUAAAAUCUCCAACUUUACUGCAGUAAUGCACAUGUAACCCAGGCUUUAGGCUGAUAAAUUAGUCCUCCACCAUCUGAUCCAAAUGCGGCAACUUCUGGUCCCCAAAACAGUCCACAAGUUGCCGACAUUCACCUUUUUUCGAUACACAUGAUUUAAAAAAAAAAAGGUGCUUUAUUUUACUUAUGAAUUAAUGCACUCUAUUAUUUUUACUAAUUACAUUUAUUUUUCCAAAGAAAUUCUCAGUUGAAUGUUAACAUGUUAAAUUUCACUAGGAAACACUUUAUGGAUAAAGAUCUACUGGGUAAAAGAAGCAAGGAAACACGAU
Molecule: messenger RNA, 3953 nt
Organism: Haplochromis burtoni (Burton's mouthbrooder)
Lineage: Eukaryota; Metazoa; Chordata; Actinopteri; Cichliformes; Cichlidae
Gene: gsg1l
Product: gsg1-like
Exons: 5
Coding region: 436-1446 (336 amino acids)
Cellular component (GO): plasma membrane
Source: RefSeq, a predicted model, not a curated record